Oppia nitens is the source of this 1109-nucleotide messenger RNA. RefSeq names its product guanine nucleotide-binding protein subunit alpha-11-like. Gene Ontology annotation, cellular component: heterotrimeric G-protein complex. Gene Ontology annotation, molecular function: G-protein beta/gamma-subunit complex binding; G protein-coupled receptor binding; guanyl nucleotide binding. Gene Ontology annotation, biological process: adenylate cyclase-modulating G protein-coupled receptor signaling pathway. The record is from RefSeq and is a predicted model, not a curated record. Lineage: Eukaryota; Metazoa; Arthropoda; Arachnida; Sarcoptiformes; Oppiidae. The transcript has a single exon. Bases 18 to 1109 code for a protein of 363 amino acids.
UUGUUGUUUACCAGACCAUGGAUUGCUGUCGAAGUGAUGAGAGUUCGCUCGAAAGAAAGAUUAACAAAAGGAUUCAAAUUGAGAUCAAAAAAGACAAACGAAACUCCAGACGACAGAUAAAGUUGUUAUUGUUGGGAACGGGAGAGUCGGGUAAAAGUACUUUCAUUAAACAAAUGCGAAUUAUUCAGGAAAAAGACUUUUCAUCGGCCGAAAAACAACGAUAUAUUUGUGUUAUUCAUUCAAACAUAUUGAUGGCUAUGGAAUCGAUUGUUAAGGCAAUGGUUGUAUUGAAAAUUAGCUACCAGUCCCCGGAAUGUCACAAUUAUAGUCAACUGUUUCAGAAUUUGGACACCAAUUCACUACAUCAUAAUAAACAUCAUCAUCUGAACAAUGAUUUAGUGGAAGCAAUCAAAUAUUUGUGGUCCGAUUCAGGUGUCCAGGAAUGCUAUAGACGACGAAACGAGUAUCAGUUGUCCGAUUCGGCCAAAUAUUACAUCGCAAACGUCGAUCGUAUUGCUUCAGACAGCUAUCUUCCGACACAACAGGACAUACUCAGAGCCCGGGCGCCGACUAACGGUAUCAAUGAGUAUACGUUUGCCAUGGAAUCGAUAAUCUUCCGGUUGGUCGAUGUCGGCGGACAGCGAUCCGAACGACGCAAAUGGAUCCACUGUUUUGAAAAUGUGACGUCAAUUAUCUUUAUCUGUGCGUUGAGUGAAUUUGAUCAGGUCUUGAAUGAAUGCAAAAACGAGAACCGACUCCAAGAAAGUAUGGCACUGUUUAAGACAAUUGUCACCUGCGAAUGGUUCCACAAUUCAUCGGUUAUUAUAUUCUUCAACAAACAUGAUUUGUUUGAGGAGAAGAUGCUGUCGGGUGUCUCACAUCUUAACCAUUACUUUCAGAAUUAUGACGGUCCGGAUGGCGAUGUCAUCAGUGGUCGACAAUUCAUUACGAAUAUGUUCUUUGAUUUACUCACUGACUAUAGUCUGAAACGGAUUAUCUAUUCGUACUUUACGUGUGCCACCAAUACUGAUAAUAUUAGGUUUGUGUUCAAAGCAGUCAAAGAUACCAUCUUUGAGUUGUUGUUGCGGAAAGAAAUUCAAAUUUUCUAA